AUGAUUGGCAGGAUUUUGAUGCUGGCUGGCGGCUGGCUUCCGCUUCAGCUUGCAAUGGUAGAUGAGUCAGGUCGCUACUAUGCCGGUUCAGGAGUGCCUGACUUGAUUCCUCCCGAACCUUCGGAGCAAGAUCGAAAUGCUUCUGUCGAUUUGUCCAAGCAACCGGUCGAGAAGCUCUCUCGGUUGUUGUACUACGAACUCUUCAAGCUGGACAAAAGUGGCAGAGAAAGAGAUCUUCCGUUGGCUGAGUACAGCUCUAUGGCACAGGACAUGCCCUGUGCCAAUCGCCUUCUUGCGAUGACAGAGGAAUCGAAGAGGUUGGCAGAGGAUGUCAACCAACUUCACCUCAACGUCACAGGUACUUCGGGCCUCUACUGGACUCUUCACAAGUACCCUGAGGAACACAGUUGGGCAUGGCUGCUGAGCCAUACCCAGGACCGAGUUAUGAGAAAGGUGUGGCAAUAUUUCGUUCGCUUGCAGACCAUUGCCGUUCCGGAUGAUGCCCACUGUGUGUCGGCCAAUCUCCGAACUGUGCUGAUGACAGCCGCAGCAACAUGGAAACGCAUCUUAGGAGAGCACACAGCCUUGCUUUGGAAUAGCGUGGCUUUUGGAGUGCUUGGAGAUGUCACGUCCUGGCGGGAUCUAGAUGAUGAGGGGCAGGCAGCUGACGAGCCCGGCGGACCACCUCCAAACGUUAGCUGGUCUGAGAACUUGAUAUUCAGCAACAUGUUCAUCUCCUCUGUGCACAAGUUCUUGGAGUUUCAUUCGAAUGAGCUGACAGCAGCUGUGUACCAGGAGUUGAUGCACAUGCAACAUGCGGAAAAGCGCGGACUUGUAUACGACUUUAGCGCUGGUGAGGAGCAUCGCCAGAGUGAAGAGGGUGUAUAUUCAUCCUUUGAGUUUUUGAGACGGCAGACCUUCAAUGGCUGGGGCUUGGACAAGGGCCUAAUGCGGGGCUUCCUGCGGUAUUGCCUCAAGCCUGGGUAUGGUUCUGCACCAAAAAGCUCAGUGGGAGAUUUUGGAGCUGGUGGUGGGCAGUACAGCGCCUGGUUGAAUGACACUGGCCUGGUGGAGGCCUUGGCCUUUGACACCACAUUGUCUGUGGCUGAUAUCACCGGUGGAGCAGUUCAAGAGGUCGACCUGAUGAAGCCUGACCUUGAUUUACGACGCCAGUUUGACUGGGUUAUUUGUUUGGAUGUUGGCUCCCUCCUUCCAAAGCAGAAGGCAGUGAUGCUGCUCAACAAUAUCAAGAGGCAUGCGAAAGCUGGUGGUGGGCUGCUCCUGAAUUGGGGAACAGCUUCAUCUGAAAAAUCGAUCGGGGAGGACACCCGGCUGUUUGUUGAGAAAGAGACUGGUUUCAGCUUUGACGAGCAGCGAACCCAACAAGUUCGUUUGGCAGCUGAAACGAGCAAGUUCAAGACAAACGUCAUGGUAUUUCAGGCUUGA
Messenger RNA from Durusdinium trenchii, 1446 nucleotides. Lineage: Eukaryota; Dinophyceae; Suessiales; Symbiodiniaceae. The record is from the annotation of a GenBank genome assembly.